AUGGAAAAAUCAUACACGCAAGAAGAAUUUGAUGAGCUUAUGGGGAAGGUUGAGAAGGCAGAUUUUCGGGUGGCAGAGUAUUUGGAAUUAGCUGGAAGAGAAAAGUGGGCUAGAGUGUAUGCAACUGUUAACCGAGGAUGGACAAUGACUUCGAACAUAGUAGAGUGUAUUAAUCGUCACCUUGUAGCGACAAAAGAGAUGCCUAUAUUUGAUUUUCUAGAAGAAGUCGAACCAUCAACCGAAUACUUGUACACAGUCCAUGCUGCAGGAAGGCAUUUCAUAGUUAACUUGAAAAACAAAACUUGCAGUUGUCGGAUGCUUCAAAUAGAUGAAAUUCCAUGCCCACACGCAUGGGCUGUCAUUAAGAAGAAAAAUCUAACGGUUAAUGAUUACUAUUCAGAAUUGUUCAAACUGCACAUCGUGGUGAAAACAUAUGAUAUAGUCGUGGAUCCUCUCCCUGACGAGCGUGAAUGGAAGAUUCCCACAUACAUAUCGGAGGAUGUAGUUUUUCCACCAAGAUACAAGAGACCUCCUGGUAGACCAAAGAAGAAGUGUGAUAAGUCGUUAAUUGAAUUGCUUAUUGGAAAAAAAAAAAAACAUGCUUGCAGUACAUGUGGACAGACUGGACACAACAGACGUUCUUGUAGUAAUGCUCCUAGACGGAAGUAA
This is a messenger RNA of Lycium barbarum (goji berry), 669 nucleotides long. RefSeq lists its product as uncharacterized. The transcript has 2 exons. The record is from RefSeq and is a predicted model, not a curated record. Gene Ontology annotation, molecular function: zinc ion binding; nucleic acid binding. Lineage: Eukaryota; Viridiplantae; Streptophyta; Magnoliopsida; Solanales; Solanaceae. Bases 1 to 669 code for a protein of 222 amino acids.